This is a messenger RNA of Vigna angularis (adzuki bean), 1076 nucleotides long. RefSeq lists its product as uncharacterized. Bases 51 to 599 code for a protein of 182 amino acids. The transcript has 2 exons. Lineage: Eukaryota; Viridiplantae; Streptophyta; Magnoliopsida; Fabales; Fabaceae. The record is from RefSeq and is a predicted model, not a curated record. Gene Ontology annotation, molecular function: zinc ion binding; nucleic acid binding.
UGUUCUUGGAAUCUUCAGAAGAUAUCAAAAAGAAACUUGACCAGUAUUAUAUGGUGAUGAUCCUCCGUACUUUGCAUCCAGAUUUGAAUCACAUCAGAGAUCAACUUCUGACAAGUCAUGAAGUCCCUUCCUUGGAAGCUUUGACCACACGUCUUCUUCGUGUUCCUGUGUCUCAGUCUCAAGAAGCUCAUGAAACAAUAGAACCAUCUGUCAUGGUUGCCACGCGAGGAAGAGGAGGACGUGGAACUAGAGGAGGAGGUCGUGGAGGACGUGGAGGUCGAGGACGUCAAUGCUCUUACUGUAACAGGAUGGGUCACACCCGAGAAAACUGCUACUCCUUGCAUGGUUUUCCUUCAAAAAGCGCUAAUAUCUCUCAGGUUGAAACUUCCACUUCCAACUCCAAGUUUACCGAGGAAGAGUAUCAAGAGUAUCUACGCUUAAAGUCUAACAGCUUGGCACAAUCAUCUCAGUCCUCAAGUACGUCCACAGCUUGCAUUUCUCAAUCCAUGGCAGGUCCAAAUUCAUGGGUAAUUGAUUCGGGUGCUUCUGAUCACAUUUCUGGAGCGUGGCUCGGGGAGACAGAUUGGAGAAGGAUAUGAAGCUGGAGGUUUAUACCAUUUUGGAUUUCGUCCACGGGUAUCUUGUGUUGCCGCUCUUUCUCCUAAAGUGUUACAUGAUCGGUUUGGCCAUCCUAACUUGUCAAAAUUAAAAAAGAUGUGUCCUGAACUUAGUGGUCUUCAGACUUUAGAAUGUGAGUCUUGUCAACUAGGAAAACAUGUUAGAUCUGUCUUCCCUAAAAGAUCUCAAUCAAUGUGUACUUCUAGUUUUUCUAUUAUUCAUUCUGAUGUUUGGGGACCUAGUCGCGUCUCUAGAUGAGUUUAUCUGAUGAAAGAUCGCUCUGAAUUGUUACCCAUUUUCACAUCCUUUUUGAAUGAAAUCAAAAACCAAUUUGGCCAAGUUAUUAAAGUCUUAAGAAGUGAUAAUGCUAAAGAGUAUUUCUCAUCAACUUUUUCUUCACUUCUUAGCUCCCAUGGUAUUUUGCAUCAGUCCACUUGUCCUCAUACACCCCAGCAAAA